Molecule: messenger RNA, 3555 nt
Organism: Centruroides sculpturatus (bark scorpion)
Lineage: Eukaryota; Metazoa; Arthropoda; Arachnida; Scorpiones; Buthidae
Product: nucleolar and coiled-body phosphoprotein 1-like
Exons: 6
Coding region: 88-3540 (1150 amino acids)
Cellular component (GO): nucleoplasm; nucleolus
Source: RefSeq, a predicted model, not a curated record
ACGAGUGCGACGGUACGUUUAUCGGAUCGUUCAUGUUUUCACGUUUUCUGUGAGUUUGGUGUAAUUUACAAAAAUUUAUAUUAAAAGAUGUCCGUGAAAGCUGACAGCUCGGCUGUAGAUUCUCUGAUUUACGAGUAUUUAAAGCAAAAACAUAACGAUUUAGCAGAAGUCUUUCGUAAGAAAACAAAAGCUAAACCUUUGCCUCCAAACUCACCUAACAUUCUAGAAGUUUACGAUGGGUUCAAAAAUUCGUUUCAAGCAGUGAAACGUCCACUUCCGAGUUUGCCGAGUAAUGCACUGAUGGGUAGGCCGGCAAAGCGAGCAAAGAAAGAUAGUAGUUCGUCAGAUUCCGAUUCGAGUGACGAUGAACAGCCUCCUACCAAACAAAAUGGAAUACAAAAGUCAAAUGCUAAGAAGUCGUCGUCGUCGUCUUCUGAUAGUUCGUCAGAGGAUGAAAACAAGAAAAAGAUACCUGCUACUACACCUUUAAAAAAGACUUUACCUAUUAAACAGAUUUCAUCUAAAUCAAAUGCCAUAACCAAAAAACAAAGUGAUAGCUCAGAUUCUAGUUCAGAUUCAGAUACUAAUCAAGCUGCUACCAAACCCAAUAUACCUCAGAGAGUGCCUAACAAGCUAUCUAAGGCCCCGACUAAAGCUCCCGUUAAAACACAGUCUGGUUCUUCGGAUUCAGAAUCCGAUUCGAGUAGUUCAGACGACGAUAAAGCUUCCAAGAAACAACUACUAUCUGCAAAACCAUUAAUUGCUAAUGCAAAACCAGUCCCAAAAAAGGCAGACAAAGACAAUUCUUCUGAUGACAGCAGUUCCGAAUCUGAAGCAGAAAAGAAAGUGCCCCAAUUUCCCAAAAAGCCAGUUCCCAUUGCAAGUAAGAGGAAGGAAAGUAGUUCCGAUAGUUCCUCUUCCGAAGAUGAGAAACCUAAUUUAAAUAAAACUGUCGCUAAGCAACCGGUACAGUUAUCGACAAAAGUAGUAAAAUCUGUAGCUAAAAAGGAUAGUUCAAGCGAUAGUAGUGAUAGUAGUACUGAUGAAGAUACAAAAAAGAAGAUUAGUUUACCUGCUAAAGCAUCUGUUCCUAAUUUGACUAGCAAGGCACUAGUUACUUCAAAAAUUGCAUCCAAAAAGGAAAGUUCAGAUUCUAGUUCAAGUGAUAGUGAUUCUGAUGAUGAUGUGAAAAAGAAGGCUAGCUUAUCUGUUAAAACUCCAGUUGUUAAGAAGCCAAUUGCUCCAAAAACUGUAUCUAAAAAGGAAAGUUCAGAUUCUAGUUCAAGCGAUAGUGAUUCUGACAAUGAUACAAAAAAGAAGGCGAGUUUACCUGAUAAAACUCCAGUUGUUAAGGGGCCAAUUGCUCCAAAAACUGUGUCUAAAAAGGAAAGUUCAGAUUCUAGUUCAAGUGAUAGUGAUUCCGACGAAGACAAAAACAAGAAGAUUGGCAUCUCUGUUAAAGCAUCUGUUCCCAUCGCUAAAACUCUAAAUGUUGCUUCAAAACCUGUGACUAAGAAAGAAAGUUCUGAUUCUAGUUCUGAUGAUGAUGAUGAUGCAAAUUUACCCAUUAAAACACAGACGCCCUUACCAAAUUUAACUACUAAAACUACGGUUAUGUCAAAAGCUAAAACACAAAAAAGCUCGGAUUCUAGUUCAGAUGAUUCGAGCUCAGAUGAGUUAACUAAGAACAAAUCUGUUAGUUCUCCUAACUUGAAAAGAAUUCAAUCUCCUACAGUUGCCAGUAAAUCGCCUUUGAAAAAGACAAAAUUAGAUCUUAAGAAAGCUCCUGCAGAUAGCAGUUCUGAUUCAUCAUCUGAUGAAGAAGAUCAGAAGAAAUUACAACAGAAACCAUUACAAGCAGCUACAGCAACAAAACAGACUAAAAAGGAUUCGUCCGAUAGUUCUUCAGAUUCCGAUGAACCGUCUAAGAAAGUACCAGCUGCUCUUAAAGUGCCAAUAAAAGCUACCGUUGCAAAAAAAGAAUCUAGUUCCGAUUCCUCAGAUUCAUCUGAUUCUGAUUCCAAGAAGAGCAAACAACAGUCAGUUUCAACUCCUGCUGUAAAGAAACCUGUCAAUACUAAUGUUAUAAAGACCCCAGCAAAAAGUAGUUCAGAUUCAUCAUCAGAUGAUUCUUCAGAUGACGAUAAACCAAAGGUUAAUAUAAAAAAAACUUUAUUAAAUAAAUCACUCGGUGUUACAGAUUCAGCAUCCAAAACUGCAGGAGGAAAACAAGUAAAAUCAAAUUCACAAAAACAAUCAAAAUCGUCUAGUGAUAGUUCAAGUUCUGAUUCGGAUGAACCGAAAAGUAAAACAGUAACUCCAAUAGUGAAGAAAUCGCCUCCAAAGCAGAUAACACAUCCGAAGAUGUUAAAGGGAAAGUCAGAUUCCUCUAGUGAUAGCUCGAGUUCUGAUUCAGACAAAGAACCUCCAAAAAAAAUUGCAAAUGUUAGCAUAAACAAUGCAAAACCUAUAUUAAAUAAUGUAAAAUCUCCAGUUAAAAGUAAUUUGGUUACUCCGUCGGUAAAGAAAAAGCCAAAUGAUUCUAGUGAUAGUUCAAGUUCUGAUUCAGAUGACGAACCUCAAACCAAUCCCGCAAACGCUAGUGUAAAUAACGCAAAACCUUCUAAUGUCAAUGUAAAAUCUCCACUGAAAAAUAAUUUUAAAGUUACAUUGCAGAAAAAACCAAAUGCAUCUAGCGAUAGUUCCAGUUCAGAUUCUGAAGACAAACCUCCGGCAAAAGCUGCAAGCGUUACCACGAAUAAUGCAAAAUCCCCAAUAAAGAAUAACUCCGUGGUUGUGUCUCGGAAAACUUCAAAAUCCUCUAGUGAAAGUGAUAGUUCAGACUCUGACGACGAACCGCAAGUGAAGAAUGUAACUCCGAGGUCGAAACCUGUGAGCAAUACAACACAGCAACCCAAGAAGUCACAGUCAAGCAGUGAUAGUUCUGAUUCAGAUUCAAAAACAACAAAACAAAAAACUUCUGCAUUAAAAACUCCUAUAGUUAGGCAACCAUUUGUUAAAGCUACACAAGAUUCGGACUCUGAUUCUUCAUCCAAUUCAGAGGACGAAUUGGCAAACAAAUCAAUAAGUCAGACUAAAUCAACAACAAAUUCCGUACAAAAAGAUGUUAAUAAAAAUGUAUCCAAAGAAGCAAGAAAAGGUAGCAGUUCUGAUAAUUCAUCGGAGUCUGACUCGGAAACUGAAAAAAAGACUCAAACUGUGAAGUACAGUACCCCCAAUGCCAUUCAGAAGACCAAAACGGGAGCUUUUGAAUUGUCAGAUAAGGAAACUGAGAGCGAGCUGUUUAUCACACCCGUUGCGAAAACAGACAAUCAGUCCGAGGCUAAAUCUAAUAAAGGAAAGAGGAAAAAGUUUGAGAAAUCGUUUGGUACUCCAACUUUUAAUAAUUCAGGAAGUUUUAACAAUUCCAAUAGAUCAUUUAAUCAAAGAAAGAAUGAAAAUUCAUUCAAUUCCAGCAACAACGCUCAAAACAAAAGUUUUAGUUUUGACAACAGCCAAAAUAAGGUAAGCGUUGGGUAAUUUUUUUCUUUUAAA